This is a messenger RNA of Argiope bruennichi, 1562 nucleotides long. Its product is annotated as bombyxin B-1 homolog. Gene Ontology annotation, molecular function: hormone activity. The record is from RefSeq and is a predicted model, not a curated record. The transcript is spliced from 3 exons. Lineage: Eukaryota; Metazoa; Arthropoda; Arachnida; Araneae; Araneidae. Gene Ontology annotation, cellular component: extracellular region. The coding region runs from base 139 to 537 and encodes 132 amino acids.
CCACCCCGCUUUUGGGUAUAAAAGAUCGCUCGAAAUCGUUUGGUCGUCACCGAGCCGCGCGACUUCUAUCUCCUCAGAACUACUCAUCCUCCGCUAAAAACCACCGAAGUUUUCCCGCCACAAGUAUUCUUUCCCACGAUGGCAUUUAAGUACCUGUGUUUAUUGGUGGCCUGCUUGAUUUUGGCAUCGGUGGACGGAAUGCCACGACACCACUCCAUCCAAAAGAGGAGCAUGCGGCUAUGCGGACGAAUGCUUGUAGACGCUCUCGCAACCGUCUGCCAGAAUGAAUACUACGACCCCAACCACAUCCAGAUGAGGAAGAGGAACUACGCUUACACAGCCGAUACCUACCCCAGCUGGGACAAUUCCAUGACAGACUUCAAAGGCUUCGUGGAUCCCCAAACUGCCCUGGAUUUCUUCGGACUUCAGAUGCCCCGCAACCCACGGGGGGUGGCGGACGAGUGCUGUUCCAAAAGCUGCACCUUCCACCAGCUCCUUUCCUAUUGCGGCCCAAGCUCCAGAUCCCUCGAGAAGUAAACAGCCCCAACCGCCCAAUCUUAAUGAUCAGUAGUUGGGACCACUUUCGUUUCAGGAUGGCCAUGGAGAUUGAUUUAAAAUUUAUACUCGAAGAUGGUGUAUUAUCGGGUUCUAGCUCUUCAGUAUUCUGGUUUUUUUCAUCCAUUUAGUAAACUUUGCUUUGCACAUGGCAGUUUUGUCAACUUUUGUUUCAGAUAUACGAUUAUUCUUUUAGGGUGGGUUUAAAUAUUAAAGUGGCACAAUCGUACCUGGUGCUUGACCAUGUGCCUUAAAAAAUGAAGGAAUAGGAAAGAGAUAAAUUACUUUUUUUCAAACUUAUAUAAAGUAGAAAUAGCCUCAAAAAAAUGUGUUCAUCGUAUUUCGAUAAAUAAUUUUGUAACCACACUAAAUGGAGAAACAAGCGGAAAUGGUGAGGUAUUUGUCCUCUUAUAGAAUGUGUUCUUUACCAUUCAGUAUUAUAUCAUUCCAUAAAUUCAUGUACUGAAAAGUUUUUCUAUAGAAAAAGAGAAUAAAAACUAUAUAUCACAGUAAAUUAGGGAAAAAAAGCUGCAAUAAUGGAUGUUAAAAUCAUCUAACUUGAAUUCCUGAUAUUUAAUAUAAAUUUAAACUUAGAUUUUAGUUUAACUUGGAAAAAGGAAAAUUCUUCAAAAUCGUUGAGAUCGUUUUAGUUUUGCUUGCAAGUUUCCGAUUGGUAUUUAUUACCGUCCUAUCCCCAACUACUGAGCAUUACUUUUCAAUCAAAAGAAAUUCUCCAGUUUCUAUAUACCUCCUCAUCCAGAUCCGAUGGGGUUUGUGUUCCACGAAGGACUUAUUUGUAUUGUUCCUGGGAUGGCAAGCAACCAGGGCUGUUCCCAAUGCCGGGGCAGAUCCCUUUCGUUGCUAACCACUUCCUCAUGCCAAAUAAGCAAAUUUCGAUGUAAUUUAUGUUAUCAUCUCUUGCACUGUUCUAUAUUUAAAUCAAAGCACACUCUCUUUAAGUGUAGAUAUUUUGUCAUGGUACCAUUAAAUACCGUCAUUUGAUUGUA